This is a messenger RNA of Poecilia reticulata (guppy), 1518 nucleotides long. NCBI's taxonomy places the organism in Eukaryota, Metazoa, Chordata, Actinopteri, Cyprinodontiformes, Poeciliidae. The record is from RefSeq and is a predicted model, not a curated record.
CACACAAUAGGACAGAGACAUAAUUGUUGUCUUCAAAACAUUCAAAUCUUUCAAGAAUUAAUUUCAGUUAUAUGUUAAAGAAACUUCAGGGUGAGUGGAUCAUUACUUUGAAGAUUAAGAAGAUGUAUCUGAAAUUGUGGCUCUCAAUUCUGAUGGUUUGUGGGAUGGCUGAAUCUAUAGGCUCGGGCAAGGACUGGCACAUAUCUGUACCAUCAAAAAUCCCUGUUCUUCAAGGCUCAUGUGUUGUCAUUCCCUGUAAGUACGUUUACCCCAAGAAGGCAAAAACAUUGAUGACAUGGCGGGGAUACUGGAAGAGAGGGAACACAGUUGUCGCAACAAAUUUCCCCAAUGUGAAACUAACGGAUGAGUUCAACCAUCGAUCCAGAAUUAAAGGAUUCCUUGAAAGCGGCAACUGCACCUGGCAGCUGAAUCACGUCAGAAAAACGGACACUGGUCCGUUUUACUUCAAAAUUGAAAUUCCACAAUAUAAAAGCUUCACUUUCUCAAACAAUAAGGUGACCCUUGACAUCUACCUUCUUAAUGAACUGACUGCCACCUGCAAAGUUACACAUGCCUGUCCAUCAUCUCCUCCCAAACUCUUCUGGAGCCACACUGGAAUGAUCGAAACAAAGUCAAAAAAGAAGAAUGAAUUGUUGUGGACAACAAUGUCGACCAUCACCUUCACUCCUCAAGAAGCCGACUUCAACAAGCCUUUAAACUGCACAGUGAGAUUCCAUGGCAGGAAGACUACACACAGCUCUGUGCUUCUCAUCAAGUAGAGGACCAAGUGAAACUACAUAUGCAGUAUUAGAUUGCAGCAAUAUUUUUAGAGCCACAUACCUUAAUGACCAUGUGAUUUUUUGCAGGAAAGGGCCUGAAUUAGUAAAACUACAAAAAGAAGAAAAAACAUUUAGAGAUAUGAGGCACAAAAGUUAGGAUUCAUUUUUUUUAAACUUUAAUGAUUUUCUACUAGGAUUUAUGGAUUUUGGAUUAAUUUGUUUUUGUUUUUUUACUCUUCAUCAACUGUAAUGUCAUACACUCUUAAAUUUACAUCAUACUCCAAAGUCUUUAAGUGUUCCUAUUCUUUUAUAUUAAAGCUUUCAUCAAAAUGCAAAAUUAUAACAUCUCAUUGUUUUUUGUUUUUUUUUAUUUCUUAAAUUUUGUCUCAAUUAUCUGGACUGUGUGAUGUAGGGGACUGUUGUGACUGCGGCCUCACAUUUGUGAUGACUAGAGAACAUGUGGGUAUUUUAUUUAGCUCUUCAAAUAGGCCACAAAGAACUUCCACCAACAGAGGAACUGCACAAAUAGUGACAGAAGUAAUAGUGUUAUGCACUUUAAAUCUACAUUGUAUGAUUCACUGGGUAAAUUUUGCUGCCAGCUAAAUAUUUUUACAAGUGGGAGAGUCCCUUAGACAGGAAAUGUGGAUAAAAUAUAUAUGGAAACAUUAACUUUUCUCUAUUAAACAGAAUAUGAUAGUCUUUCCUCUUUCAAAGAUUGAGAUAAUGACCUGAUGCGCUA